AUGGAUCCAGAGACGCCUCCGUCGUCUAGCUCUUCGCGAAAAGUACCACGUAUUAAGGUAGAAGUGGCACGUCCAGCGGGUGAUCCUGGCGAGAAAAGGAAGAGUCUACGCUUAAGAGCAAGACGUUCAAAAAGCGUCGGAGGACUCUCACAGACUGACGACUCGCCCAGUGACGAUGGCACGACUGACGAUGCAGCAUUAGUAUCACCAAGGAUAUUUCGAAGGACGAAUGUUAAAAAAGAGAGUUUUGAUGAUUUCAUAAAACGGAGACGAAAUGUACUUGAAAAGGAACGAUCAACAAUAUCGCUAUACACCUCGCCUAUACUCGUAUUGACGUACUUUCUGGCGUACAUUUGGCAUCAAACGAAAGAAAUUGUAUCAUAUGCAAGAUCGCGAAAGUGGAUAUUGACAUCGGUGCCCGCUUUGAUUUUAUUUUUGAAAUUACUCAUGCUAGUCGAGGGUGUUCAUCAAGUGGUUAUCCAUAAUGUUCAAUCGCUAAUUCUGUGGUACGUCUAUUGGAUCGGUCUGGGCAUUGCAUCUUCGGUAGGGCUCGGAACUGGAUUGCACACAUUCGUACUGUUUCUUGGACCACAUAUUGCCGAAGUGACUUGGGUUGCAUAUACUUGUGGUAAUCUGGAUUUUGACACUCAAGGACCUGAUAGAUUUCGAUGCAAAUCAGAAACUGUCGACUUGGGAUCGGUGACCUUAUGGCGUAUAUUCCGAAGAGUCCAAUGGGAGUCAUUCUUCUGGGGACUAGGAACAGCAAUUGGUGAACUACCACCAUAUUUUGUGGCUAGAGCCGCUGCAUUAUCUGGAAGUCGUAGUGAAGAGCUUGCAACCAUUGACAAAAUAAUGGAACAGGAUCCGGACAGUAUUUCGUACAAGGAAAGGGUGCUAGUUUAUAUCAAUAGAUUGAUGCAAAGAUUGGGAUUCUGGGGAAUCUUUCUAUUUGCUUCAAUACCCAACCCGCUGUUUGAUUUGGCUGGAAUUAUAUGUGGCCAAUUCCUGGUUCCGUUUUCUACCUUUUUUGGCGCUACGUUUCUUGGCAAAGCCGUUGUUAAAUCCACAAUACAAACUACGAUAGUCAUACUGUUAUUCUCCCAGAACACCCUUGAUGCCUUACUUGAAACAACAAAACUACAUUUUCCUUAUUUACACGAUAGGUUGGAGAAAGCGGUUGAGAAACAGUUAAGGAUUCUACGUCGAUCAGAAGGCGUCGAAGCUCCAGAUGAUGGAUUGGUAAAUAUUACAUCUGUUUGA
Molecule: messenger RNA, 1260 nt
Organism: Paraglomus occultum
Lineage: Eukaryota; Fungi; Glomeromycota; Glomeromycetes; Paraglomerales; Paraglomeraceae
Source: the annotation of a GenBank genome assembly